Molecule: messenger RNA, 513 nt
Organism: Neomonachus schauinslandi (Hawaiian monk seal)
Lineage: Eukaryota; Metazoa; Chordata; Mammalia; Carnivora; Phocidae
Gene: TAFA2
Product: TAFA chemokine like family member 2
Exons: 4
Coding region: 1-513 (170 amino acids)
Molecular function (GO): receptor ligand activity
Source: RefSeq, a predicted model, not a curated record
AUGAGUAAGAGAUACUUACAGAAAGCAACAAAAGGAAAGCUGCUAAUAAUAAUAUUUAUUGUAACCUUGUGGGGGAAAGUUGUAUCCAGUGCAAACCAUCAUAAAGCUCACCAUGUUAAAACGGGCACUUGCGAGGUGGUGGCACUCCACAGAUGCUGUAAUAAGAACAAGAUAGAAGAGCGAUCACAGACAGUCAAGUGCUCCUGCUUCCCUGGGCAGGUGGCAGGCACCACGCGAGCUGCUCCAUCUUGUGUGGAUGCUUCAAUAGUGGAACAGAAAUGGUGGUGCCAUAUGCAGCCAUGUCUUGAGGGAGAGGAAUGUAAAGUUCUUCCGGAUCGGAAAGGAUGGAGCUGUUCCUCUGGGAAUAAAGUGAAAACAACUAGGAUUCAGGAAGCUUAUUAUUCUGAUCCAUUUUCUAUUUGUCCCACCAAGGGAGAAAAGGCAAAGAAUAGACAACCCCUGUUGGAAUAUCAGUAUUUUGCAGUCAUGUUCUUCAGUACCCCAAACACUUAA